GUCAGUAUUAAAGUCAGCCAUAUUGAAUGUAGAAAGUAAAUAAUAUAAACACGUGUCAAAAUGAAUGACAAACACAUCGCGGAGUAUUUAAUAGAAGAGUUAAUAAACAAUAAAAAUACGUCAAUAAAAACAAAAGCUGUGAAAAUAGUAGAGCAAAAAAGUAAUUUUAAGAAUAAAGAUAUUGUUAUUAAUUUAAAUCCUCUUGCAUGGAGAUCGUUGAUUGACAGAGAUGAUAAGUUGUUGGAUAAAAGUACAAAUAUCUUGGAUUAUUAUUUAAAAAAACAGUCAUUAAAUAUUUCUGGUUUAGAAAACCAGUACACUGAGGCGCUGAAAUGGAUCAAAACUGAAAAAUGGGAAAUCAAAAUAGAAAAUUUAACCUUGGGCAACGGCGAAAUUUAUGUCAAACUAAACAAAAGCUGUUUAAUUAACAGCGUAAUCAGAGAUGCAAUUAAAUUAAACGAGUUCUAUGGAAAAAGAACCGACGGUGGUAAUUUUUUCAUCAAGAUAAAUGAAGACACAGAAUCAAGUUUGACUACAACGCGAUUGAGGCUGCUGAAAAAUACCUGCGAAAAUGUUCUGAAGGCUCUUGGAUACGCGAUAGAAGAGAACGCGGAGCAUAAGUUGUUUUUGACGACCAAGUCACAAGGAAAAAUUGAAAAUGGGUUUGACAGGUGUCUGUGUGGAGUUGUCAAGAAUCCUGUCAGUAAUGCAAAAGAAACUGGGCUGAGUUACUCUCAGUAUUUGGAACAGAAGAUAAAGCUUGUUAGAGAAGCCAACGAUUCUCGGCCGGUUGAUGAAAUCGAGGACCAGCAGUUGGAGAUGAUUGCACAAGCUGUCAUCACUUUUGAGUUCAUGAGUGUCAAACCUAGUCAUCCUUGUUUCAUCAAAGUCGAUUCGGAUGCUGAUAAAGCUGGCACUUGCAACCGUGGAGGGACUUUUGUUUUGUAUAACUUGGCAAGGAUCACUAAAAUUCUAAACAAGUUUCAGUAUGAAGUUGACUCUGGAAAGUAUCCAGAGUUGUGGGAUAUUGAUAAAGUUGACUUACAUUUAUUGGAUUCAGAGGAAGAAUGGAAUCUUAUUUAUAAUUAUAUUUAUGAUUAUCCAUUUAUAUUAAAACGGAUAAUAGAAAUAGAAGCUAAUGGUCACUGUAAAAUACAUCCACAACUUCUCAGCGCGUUUUUAUUAAACCUCUGCCAAAAAUUCAGCAACUAUUACCGAAGAUGUAGAAUAUUGACAGAUGGACGUUCACAGUUGCUACAAGAAAUGAUGAGACGCAUCUAUUUAUUAAAAGCCCUCCAAAUAGUUUUCACUAAUGCUUUAGAAAUUCUAAACAUAACUCCAAUUUCCAGAAUGUAAAUUAUUUUUUAAAAUAUAUUAAUUUAUAAAAUACGCAGAAAAUUAUUUAUUCACCCAGACAUUUGUUACAAUUGGGCGUUUUAUACAAAAAUUUUGAA
Cotesia glomerata is the source of this 1454-nucleotide messenger RNA. RefSeq names its product DALR anticodon-binding domain-containing protein 3. Bases 61 to 1356 code for a protein of 431 amino acids. The transcript has 4 exons. The record is from RefSeq and is a predicted model, not a curated record. Gene Ontology annotation, molecular function: arginine-tRNA ligase activity; ATP binding; tRNA binding. NCBI's taxonomy places the organism in Eukaryota, Metazoa, Arthropoda, Insecta, Hymenoptera, Braconidae. Gene Ontology annotation, biological process: tRNA C3-cytosine methylation; arginyl-tRNA aminoacylation.